Messenger RNA from Daucus carota subsp. sativus, 1324 nucleotides. Its product is annotated as zinc finger CCCH domain-containing protein 49. Gene Ontology annotation, molecular function: pre-mRNA binding; U6 snRNA binding. Gene Ontology annotation, cellular component: U2-type catalytic step 2 spliceosome; Prp19 complex; U2-type catalytic step 1 spliceosome. The transcript is spliced from 3 exons. The coding region runs from base 165 to 1202 and encodes 345 amino acids. The record is from RefSeq and is a predicted model, not a curated record. NCBI's taxonomy places the organism in Eukaryota, Viridiplantae, Streptophyta, Magnoliopsida, Apiales, Apiaceae.
CUUUCGAAUAUAAUUAUGACUUCUUCUAAUCUAUGUGGAGCGACCUAUUUAAGCCCCUUUUAUCCCAAAAACAAACUACUACCAAUUAGGGGUUUUUCGGGUCCAGUCGGGUCAUCAACGAUCAAAGGGCUGGUAGCAACAAAGCUAUUGAACAAGCAGGUGGAAUGCCCUCAUUAAAACCUCCAUAUGAUGAUAGGAUCAGAACCCUCUAUGUGAGCGGGUUGGAUAAAAUAAUUGAUGAGCAGGACAUAAGGGAUAAGUUCUCUGCACAUGGUGAAAUUGAGACUAUAAAAAUGAUUCCAUCACGAGACUGUGCUUUUGUUAUGUACACAAGUAGAGAAGGUGCAGAAAAGGCAGCUGGAGAGCUGUCAAACAUGCUUGUUAUCAAAGGGCAGAAGCUGAAGCUGAUGCGGGCCAGAUCUCAAACGCUGAAACCUGAAUCUCUAGUCUUUAAUGAAGCAAGGGAGAAAGCCUUCGGAAAGUUGCGCUCAAAUAAUACUAUUCUGAAGCUUCAGAGAACAGCACCAUACUCUUCCAGAAUCCAAGCUCAUGUUUGUGGUUUCUACAGUACCACAGAAUUAUCACCUAUUAAAGAUCGUUAUUAUGGGGUCAACGAAUCAACAGCAAUGAAGCUGCUGAACAAGGCAGGCGAAAUGCCCUCACUAGAACCUCCAGAUGAUGAAAGCAUCAGAACCCUCUAUGUGGGCGGGUUUGAUAAAAGAAUCGAAGAGCCGGAUCUAAGAGACAACUUCUGUGUUCAUGGUGAAAUUGAGACAAUAAAAAUGGUUCCCUCGCGAGAUUGUGCUUUUGUUACGUAUAUGACUAGAGAAAGUGCAGAAAAGGCAGUUAAAGAACUGUCAAACAAACUGGUUAUAAAAGGUUUGAGGCUGAAGCUGAUGUGGGGCAGGCCUCAAGCACCAAAACUUGAAUCCUCAGUCUCUGAUGAUGCGAAACAGCAAGUGGCGGUUCUCAGUGAAUUACUGAAAAAUCAUGUUCUUCAUCCACCGGGCAUUCAAGACCAACAUCCAGCAUUGCAUCAUUUCAAUAUCCCGCCAUUGGCGCCUCAUGAGGGGAGGGCAUAUUAUCCUUUGCAGGAUUCUCAAAGAACAGGAGCUGGUAUUCCAUCUCAUAAAGGAACUUUUAGUGGCUCAAAUGAGACCAUUAGUGGUUCUCAGAAGCACCAAGCAGCAGGAACCCCAUAGCUGCCCAACAUUAGAGUUUUUGUCCACUGUGUAUAAGUAUUUUAAUAAUAUUAGCAGUCUUUAUGAUGAUUGCCUGUAAUUUUAAUCAUAAAAUUAUAAUAUUAAAUUAUAAGUAACUUCAA